This is a messenger RNA of Cylindrotheca closterium, 1293 nucleotides long. The record is from the annotation of a GenBank genome assembly. NCBI's taxonomy places the organism in Eukaryota, Bacillariophyta, Bacillariophyceae, Bacillariales, Bacillariaceae.
AUGGAUGAACUUGUGGAAGUCUUCCGUGUCCAAGUUCAACAACGAAACUAUCAAGGAGCAAGGGAGAUGAUGGAGGAACUCUUGGAGAUACAAACGAAGGAGUUGGGUGAAGAUCAUCUUUCUGUGGUCAAUUCACUCGAAUGCAUUGUCAUGGUUCUGAAGAGGCAAGGAAAUUUAACUGAAGCCUUGAAGACGCUCGAACGAGUUCUUGAGAUACAGUCGAAGCGAUUGGGUGAAAAUCAUAUCGAUACCGCAAAUACCUACAAGCGCAUUGGUGAACUCUCUGUGGAACAAGGUGACGGCGAAAAAGCCGAAGAAAUGUUUCGAAAAGCGCUCGAUAUCAAGCUCGAAAUUCUGCCAGGGGAUCAUGCGGAAGUCACGGAUCUCUACCAUGUUUUAUCGGGACUGCUGCAAGGGCACGGAAAAUUUGCGCAAGCCAAAAAGAUGCAAAAGGUCUUGCUUGCGACGUUGCUACAAAUGCACGGGGAGGACCACCCCGCCGUGGUAAAAGCAUACCAAGGCAUUGCCGGGCUGUUGACGAAACAAAAUAGGUUGGACGAUGCCAUUCAGAUGGCUGAUAAAAGCAUUGAAAUUUGUUCACGACUCCAAGGGCGGAGAGGCUUUGACAAGACAGCAAUGGCAGGAGCACUCCUCUGCAAGUCAAAAUGCCUUCAAUUGCAAGGAAACUUGGACGGUGCCACGGAGCUGUUGACCAAGUUGCUAGUGAUACUAAAGGAAAUAAAUGGAAAUGACCUUCCAACAGCACUGACCUAUGAAGAUCUGGCACUAGCAUAUGUCGGUCAAGACAUGACAGAUGAUGCCAUCAAGGCGUACGCGAAAGCCAUCCAAAUUCGCAAAACGUUGUAUGGUGCCAAUGGUCAUCCUCUUAUUCAGGAGCAUAUGACUACCCUUCAAGUGUUAAAGCGCGAGAAGAAGGCGAAAGCACUGCACAAACAGGGACGCGUGGCAAUGAAGAAGGCAAAAGGCGAUUCGGAAAAGGCGAUGCGACUCUUUCGCGAGGCAAUGGGUAUCUACGAAGAAAUCAUUCCUCCUCAUCCCAAUGUGGACACUGCCUCUGACAAUAUUUCGGCUCUCUACGUUGAUAUGGCAGCAGCCUUUGAGAUGUUUUCGGACGCGAAAGUGAAGCAGGGUCUGCUGGAAGAUGCCAUUACUGCGAGUGCAACAGCCCUCAAGUUUCGUCGACGAACACUUGGGGACGAUCACAUUGACACAAAACGGCGUAUGGACGCGCAUAGGUCCUUGUUACAACGUCUCUUGGAGAAUCGGGGCUAG